AUGCCUGCCCAACGGACCCGCAUCAAAGACCUCCUCUCUGCCGAGAAUUCCGGCGACGUCACUGGCCCGGUCAACGUGAAGGGCUGGGUGAAGACCGUCCGUUCCUCCGGCGGUGUGGCCUUCGUGCAGAUCAACGAUGGCUCCACCCUGGCCGACCUGCAAGUUGUGGUCGGCGCAGACUGCCCCGACUACUCGCUGGUGAACGGCCUGACCACGGGGUGCAGCGUCAGCGCCGACGGCGUCCUGCAGGAUUCGCUGGGCCGGGGCCAGAAGUUCGAGAUCGUCGCGGCGAGCCUGGAGCUCAUCGGCGGAGCGGACCCCGAGGAAUACCCCCUUCAGAAGAAGCGGCACACCCUGGAGUUCCUGCGAGAGUUGGCCCACCUGCGCCCGCGCACCAACACCUUCGGCGCCGUCGCCCGCGUGCGUAACGCCAUGGCCUUUGGCAUUCAUAAAUUCUUCCAGGAGCGGGGCUUCCUCUAUAUCCAGACCCCCAUCAUCACCGCCAGCGACGCCGAGGGGGCCGGCGCCAUGUUCCGCGCCACCACGUUGGACCUCAACAACCUGCCCCUGGCCGAGGGCCUGGUGGACAACGACGCCGAUUUCUUCGGGCGGCCGGCUUUCCUCACCGUCAGCGGCCAACUGGAGGCGGAGAUAUUCGCGCAGGCCAUGUCGGACGUGUACACCUUCGGCCCGACCUUCCGCGCCGAAAACUCCAACACGUCGCGUCACCUGGCCGAGUUCUGGAUGGUCGAGCCCGAAGUCGCCUUCUGUGACCUCGACGGGUUGGCGCAGUUGGCUGAGGAUUUCCUGCGCAACCUCUUCUCCCACGUGCUGGAAACCUGCCCCGAGGACCUGGCCUUCUUCAACCGUUUCUACGACAAGGAACUCGUCCAGACCCUUGAGGACAUCGCCAACUCCGACUUCGAGCGCAUGACCUAUACCGAGGCCGUCGCCGCCCUUCAGGCCUCCGGCGAAUCCUUCGAGUACCCGGUAGAGUGGGGCGCUGACCUCCAAUCCGAGCACGAGCGGUACCUUACCGAGCGCAAGGUGGGCCGACCCGUCAUCGUCACCGACUACCCCAGCAGCAUCAAGGCUUUCUACAUGCGCCUCAAUGAUGACGGCGAGACCGUGCGGGCCCUGGACGUGCUGGUGCCCCGCAUCGGCGAGAUCAUCGGCGGCAGCCAGCGCGAGGAACGGCUGGACGUGCUGCAGCGUCGUAUGGCCGAGGCUGGCCUGGACGACGCCCCCUACUGGUGGUACCUGGACCUGCGCCGCUACGGCACCGCGCCCCACGCCGGCUUCGGGCUGGGCUUCGAGCGCACCGUGCAGUUUGCCACCGGCAUGCAGAACAUCCGCGACAUCAUCGCCUUCCCCCGCACGCCGCGCAACGCCGAAUUCUGA
This is a messenger RNA of Geodia barretti, 1401 nucleotides long. Lineage: Eukaryota; Metazoa; Porifera; Demospongiae; Tetractinellida; Geodiidae. The record is from the annotation of a GenBank genome assembly.